GAAAGUAUGCAUGCUUAUGCAGCAAAUGUCUACACAUCUGUUGUAGAAGAGCUAAUGAAAGGAAAGCAGCGCAAAUUUAUUGCUGUGGAGCAGGAAUUCUUUCGACUUUGGUGGGAUGCAGUAGCCACAGAUACGCACAAGCAGCAGGUCCAUCAGUUGCUUCAGGAGGGACGACUGGAAUUUGUCAUUGGAGGGCAAGUGAUGCAUGAUGAAGCUGUGACACUAAUUGAUGAUCAAAUUUUACAGUUGACGGAAGGCCAUGGAUUUUUGUAUGAAACUUUUGGGAUCAGGCCUCAGUUUUCUUGGCAUGUUGAUCCUUUUGGAGCUUCAGCUACAACACCGACUCUUUUUGCUCUGGCUGGUUUUAAUGCUCAUCUUAUUUCUCGGAUUGACUAUGAUCUGAAGGCUGACAUGCAGAAAAACAAGAAGCUUCAGUUUGUGUGGCAGGGCUCUCCUUCCUUAUCUGAAAGACAGGAGAUCUUCACCCAUGUUAUGGAUCAGUACAGCUACUGUACCCCAUCGCAAUUACCUUUUUCAAACAGAUCAGGAUUUUAUUGGAACGGAUUUGCAACUUUCCCAGAUCCACCAAAAGAUGGUGUUUAUCCAAACAUGAGUCUCCCUGUUACAGAUACCAAUAUCCAUCUGUAUGCACAAACCAUGGUGAAAAACAUUAAGGAGAGAGCAGCCUGGUUCAGAACGGCUGAUGUUUUGUGGCCUUGGGGCUGUGACAAGCAGUUCUUCAAUGCAUCUGUUCAGUACUCCAACAUGGACCUGUUGUUGAAUUAUAUUAACAAGCAUUCUGAGGAGUUUGGAGUGACUGCCCAGUAUGCCACUGUUGGUGAUUACUUCCAAGCAGUUUAUAGCAGAAAUCUUACAUGGGAAAUUCGGGACUCUCGGGACUUUCUUCCAUAUUCAACAGAGCCAUUUCAAGCAUGGACUGGUUUUUAUACUUCUCGGAGCACAUUAAAAGGAGUUGCAAGGAGAGCAAGUUCACUGCUUUCUGCUGGAGAGUCCUUUUUCACACAGUAUGUCCGGAAACACCCAACAAGUUCUAUUUGCAAAUGUGAAGCCUUAAAGCAGCUUCAGAGUCUUAGAUGGGCAGUUUCAGAGGUCCAGCACCACGACGGUAUAACAGGCACAGAGUCUCCCAAGGUGAAGGACAUGUACAUGAAUAACUUGAUGUAUGGAAUGUUCAACGUAAAGAAGCUAAUGGCUUCCAUAAUCUUUGACAUGAACAAUGCGAAGAAAAGUGGAGAGGUCUAUUCUUCUGUAUACAAUAAAGACUCAGGAAUACCAGGUGCUACAGAUGUUGACCAAUAUGUUGUUGUCUAUAAUCCACUGGCAUGGAACAUCACUACCUUUGUCACGGUUUCUGUCAGCCAUUUGGAAAUAAGUGUGUAUGAUGAACUGGGACAUUCUGUACCAGCACAGGUUCAAAGCUCAGCGGAGUCCCAUUCUACCUAUGAUCUCUAUAUUCUAGUUGCAAUAAGUGGUCUGAGCUACAGAAAAUACAGUGUUAAACCCUUGAAUGGUCAGCAGUCUGCAUUUAUUGGAAGAUCAGUCAAGUACAAGCGAAAAGACAUAACUCGUGCAGAUCAACAAAGUCAACAGUUGCUUCCUGUGGUUAACAACUGCUACCAGAUCUUGUUUGACCAAAACACAAAUCUAAUGCACAGCAUUACAGAGAG
Molecule: messenger RNA, 1688 nt
Organism: Antrostomus carolinensis (chuck-will's-widow)
Lineage: Eukaryota; Metazoa; Chordata; Aves; Caprimulgiformes; Caprimulgidae
Gene: MAN2B2
Product: mannosidase alpha class 2B member 2
Exons: 10
Biological process (GO): mannose metabolic process
Cellular component (GO): lysosome
Molecular function (GO): alpha-mannosidase activity; carbohydrate binding
Source: RefSeq, a predicted model, not a curated record